CGAAAUAUCUGGCGCGCAAUCAGACAACGCAACAGCUGGCUGCGUUGGACGUGUGAGGCGCACUCCUAUGAGCAUUUUCAUUUAAAAAGACUGGAGUUCACGCACUCGAGCUCUACGAAACUCCUUUGCUAGUCGGCUCGCCACUUCGAUCAAUCCUGAAAUUCGGGAGCGCGAAAAUAACUCGGUAAGACAUGGAAACUGCCCCUGGCACUGCUGCGGCCGACGCUGGUGACCAGAGGAAGGAAAUCGGCGACUUCUGGGAUCUCCAUGAGCGCCUAGAACAUUCUUGGGCUAACAUUGUGGAAAAUAGAGACAAAGCAGCAGCAAACAAGCAGAAUGCAUUAGCGCGGCGCACUCGCAGUCCUGACGUACAAAUAUACGAGACAGACCCUCAGGUGCUUGGCAGGCGUCUCAAGCAAAUAGAGUAUGGCAAGAGUACCGUAGGCUACGAGCGUUACUGUGCUGCUGUACCCAGGAAAAACCGAGCCAAGCACCACCCACGCACACCAAACCGCUUCUUGAAGUUCAGCCGAAGGUCAUGGGAUGCCCAGAUCCGCAUUUGGCGCAGGCAGUUGCACAUCUGGGAUCCCCCAAAAGAACACUCGGAGGAUGCAACUGAUGAGCAGCGAAGUAGUAGUCCUGAUCUCAAUGAUGCCGAUAUUCUUCUUGACGAAGAUGUUGAAGCCCUAUUGUCUGAAACUGACUUUUCUACAAAACCAACAGGGGAAGUGGUAAAGCAGCUGGACUUCAAAUAAGCGUUUUUUUUUUUUACUCUUUUUAAAUGUAUUUCACUGCAUAAGGUCCUGUAGAAGUGGCGCGUUCCUGCUGUAUCAUCACAUUUUAUCAUUUUACAGGUAUACAUUUUAUAGCCCCGAGUAUAUGGUGUGCUUUCAUGUACGGGAGUUUUUAUCUGGUUAGACAAAUAAACAUAUGACUAUGCAA
Rhipicephalus sanguineus (brown dog tick) is the source of this 942-nucleotide messenger RNA. It is a transcript of the gene Slbp, whose product is annotated as oocyte-specific histone RNA stem-loop-binding protein 2. The record is from RefSeq and is a predicted model, not a curated record. Gene Ontology annotation, molecular function: mRNA binding; histone pre-mRNA stem-loop binding. Gene Ontology annotation, biological process: mRNA 3'-end processing by stem-loop binding and cleavage; mRNA transport. Bases 192 to 755 code for a protein of 187 amino acids. NCBI's taxonomy places the organism in Eukaryota, Metazoa, Arthropoda, Arachnida, Ixodida, Ixodidae. Gene Ontology annotation, cellular component: histone pre-mRNA 3'end processing complex; cytoplasm. The transcript is spliced from 6 exons.